GCAUCCUUGUCUAGGUAGUCAAAGUGGUCGUCUACAGAGGAUAAUAACAACGUGACGAUGCUAGUUUUUGAGUGUUGACGCGUUGGAAGAUUUUUUACCAAUUUUCAGAACUUAUGAUUUUAAUUAUGAACUGAGAAUUUCCAGCUUUAAGAACUCCAAAAACGCUGAAUGUGUACAGAAUUUGUGGUAAUUAAACAUGGAAAGAUCUAGAGAUUAUUCACCUAGAGGACGAAGCAUGUCCAUAUCACCAGAGUACAAGGGAUCGCCAGAUUACAAAAGCAGGUCGCCGUCGAGGUCUCCACAUUACAAAAGACACAACGGGCAUAGGUCACCCACGUUUCACAGUUCAAAAAAAUUUCAUCAUGAAUAUUCGGACGAAAGAGGAAAAAAUGGUAGUGACUAUGAGAGUGAUCGUGAAUACAGAAGAGAGUCCUCUUGGGAUGGUGACCGGAGAAGUCGAUCAAGAACCCCGGAAUAUUCUAGAGAUCGGGAAAGAAGUAAACAUUACAGAAGUAGGGACAGGGAUAGGGAUAGGGAUCACCAUAGGUCUAGAGGGAAAAGAUCGCGAAGUGGUUCACGAUGGGAACGAAGAUCAGAAGAUAGAAAAACACGUGAUCGAGACAGGUCAUAUCGCGACGAUGAUAGGGACAGUGUGGAUAGUGAACGUAGCCCUAACGGAGCUGUUAUUGGAGCUAGCGGAUCUGAAAUAAUAGGCUACAAAAGUCAACCUCCCAACAACACCAUCAUGAUUCGUGGACUUGCGCAGCACAUCUCCGAAAACGAUAUUCGUCAAGAUAUUAUCCACUGCGGUUUGAUGCCGAAGGAUAUUCGUCUCAUCAGAAAAAAAGACACAGGUACUUCACGUGGUUUCGCCUUUGUCGAGUUUUCAACACUUGGUGAGGCCAUUCGGUGGAUGGACAUGAAACAGGGUGUUUUAAUGCUUCAAGAACAAUAUCGUGCUAUAAUGCAGUAUAGCAUUCCAAAAGACGUCUGCGCGAAUUCAGAAAAACCACCAAGUCAUAAAGCUUCAGCUGACUGGUUUUGCAUAAAAUGUGGCGCCCAGAACUUCAAAAGACGAGAUAAUUGUUUCAAAUGUCACGCUUCAAGAAUGGAGAGUGAAGAAGGUGGUAGCGGAAGUGAUGAAAUAUGCACUUACACCACCAAAACUAUCAUGAUACGAAAUCUAGACGCCUUGACAACGGAAGACUCUGUUAUGUCAGUUCUCAAUACUGUCAUUCCUGAUUUAGUCAAGUCAAUAUCAGCAGUUUGUAUUGGUCGUGACCCUUUGACUUCAACUUCUCGAGGUAUUUGUUACCUUGGAACAGAAAGCACGAUCGACGCUUUGGCCAUUUACGGAGCUUUAAGCAAUUUAUCCAGCCCCCUCACAAUUGACGGAAAAACAGUGAUUCUGUCGUAUUGUAAGUACAACAUGGGUGACAAUAAGAAAGCCUAUUCUCAGGCUGAUAAUGUUGCUUUUCCCAACGCAUCCGUCCCGAGCACUUACGCAAUGACUGAUGUGGAGAGUCUAGCAGAAUAUGCUGCAAGACGUUACGCUAAAACCCCGAGCGAAUACAUGCAUUACAUUGAAUAUUACCGAAACUACUUCACCCAACAAAUCAGUGCUGGUAACUCGAUUACCCUACAUCAAGAAAACCAAAUGGAUGCAGCAAACGCUGCAGCUGCUGUAGCCCAAUCAGCCAUCCAACAAAUGCAUGCUAAUAAAAAUUUCUACGAUACUACCCACAUGUCAAUUCCAAAUGGAACCGAUGGCAAGAGAUAUCCUGUUCCUGACGUUUCAAAAUACACUUACGACAAAACCACCGGAUAUCAAUAUGACGCAAGUACCGGUCUGUAUUACGACCCGAAUUCAAACUACUACUGGAAUAGCGUUAUUCAAAAGUACCUUUACUGGGACCAAGAAAAAAUGACAUACGUUUUAGCACCCAUGACUUAUGAAAGUUACACGGGUCAGCAAGCCAUGGCCGCUUCAACCGGGUCACAAGAACCGGAAGCGAAAAAACCGAAAACGGAAAAACAAGAUAAAGUCAAAGUCGCGAAGAAGAUCGCCAAAGAUAUGGAAAGAUGGGCAAAGACGCUAAAUCAGAAAAAGGAGAUGUCUUUUGCGCGUGCUAAUUCGGAGAUGGGCGCCAGUAGUAGUGGUAGUGCGUCAGCUGAUGUCGGCUUUUCCGUACUGGAAAAGAAAAACACGAGUCAAUUGGUUCCAGGUUUUUAUAAAAAUGAUUCUGAUGAAUCCAUUCCUGCAGCCGCCGCUCCUCUCGUUGCAGCUUACGGUGGCGAAAGCGAUUCUUCAGGGGAAGAAGACAUCGACGAGAUUGAACUUUUAGAUUACGCUAAACUCAUCUGUAACCUUUGCAAACGUCAAUUAGGAUCCGCUGAAGCUUUAACUAAACACGCCAAAUUAUCCGCCUUGCACAAGCAGAACCUGGAAGCGCGAAAGAAAACGAAAAAGCUUGAAGGUACUAAAGAAAAAGUCGUCUACAGAGACCGGGCUAAGGAAAGAAGAAUGAAAUACGGCGAUCCGGAUGAGCCCCAACCCAGCAAACUCAAAGAAAAAUAUUUGAAGUCGCGAGAAUUAGCUGAAGUACCUGUCGCUGCAGCAUCGGUUUCGGAACCGAUAGGUGCCGAGAAUGUAGGCAAUAGAUUACUACAAAAAAUGGGCUGGACCGAGGGUCAAGGUUUAGGGAAACAAAAUCAAGGAAGAACUACAAUUAUUCAGGCGGAACAACACACAAGUACCGUUGGGCUAGGAAAUAAAGUCGCAGGAUAUACAGCUCUAGCAGGAGAGUCGUACAAAGACUGUGUUAAGAAAAUGAUGUAUGCACGUUACCAGGAAUUAACAGAAAAGGAAAACUAAUCAGGUCAUUCAAUUGUUUCACACUUUGUAAAGUGCCAAUUAGUGUAAAUUGGUUUCUUCUUUUUUCAUCCGAACAUGUUAAUAAUUAGUUUUUAUUUUGUUUUAUAACAAUUAUGGCGUUUCGUUCACAAGUUGAAUAAAUAAUUAUUAUGUAA
Messenger RNA from Tribolium madens (black flour beetle), 3030 nucleotides. Its product is annotated as RNA-binding protein 5. Gene Ontology annotation, biological process: mRNA splicing, via spliceosome. Gene Ontology annotation, cellular component: nucleus. Lineage: Eukaryota; Metazoa; Arthropoda; Insecta; Coleoptera; Tenebrionidae. The transcript is spliced from 12 exons. The record is from RefSeq and is a predicted model, not a curated record. Gene Ontology annotation, molecular function: RNA binding. The coding region runs from base 197 to 2875 and encodes 892 amino acids.